Messenger RNA from Alternaria rosae, 1231 nucleotides. RefSeq lists its product as uncharacterized. The record is from RefSeq and is a predicted model, not a curated record. Bases 252 to 1214 code for a protein of 320 amino acids. The transcript has a single exon. Lineage: Eukaryota; Fungi; Ascomycota; Dothideomycetes; Pleosporales; Pleosporaceae.
CCGAUGCGGCAUGGGGCGUGUCAUGGUUGCACAACUAGGCACCAGAAUAAUCCGUAUCCCCAUCCCGUGGUCCCCAGUAAUGUUUCCAUCUCUUUACGCAUCUUGUUUACUUCUCCCAUUUCGCAUAGUCUUGACGCGCGCUGUCAUUGUGUAUUUGUAGUACCUCUUAAUCGUAAUCACGCGUUUAGCACUUUGUAUUCUAGCAGCAGUACAGUCGGCCCGAGUCAUACCACCCCGGACCCUCACAUACGAUGUUUCCCAGUGUAAAGGAUAGAGCGCGGCAGCUGUUUGGAGAGGCUGCAGUUCCUGACGCUGCUCCUCCGCCUCCAGUCGCGACGGGAAGGAGAGGUGCGCCACUCAAGACUUCUGCCGCGACGAAGGCGGCUCCAGAACCAAAGACGCCCGCGAAAACCUCGAGGUCAAAGAAAGAUGCGCCAGUGGUCGAAGAAACACCAAAAGCCAUAGGCGCAUGGCCAAGUCCUUUCGAUUCGUUCAAGGCGAGAACAUCGCCACCAGAAAAGCCCACACCGUCAACGCCAUCGAAGUCGAGGUCCUCCAAGACAGCUACCGCAUCGAAACCAUCUGCGCCGUCAAAAACCAGCACACCUUCAGCAUCAAAGCCCGAGAAGUCUUCAAAGACCGAAAAGUCGGAAAAGUCAAAAUCUGAAAAGGCCGAGAAGUCGUCCAAAUCAGAGAAGAAAAGUUCGCGACCCAAAACACCCCCAACACUCAAAGCCGUCGCGCCGCCAAAGAAAGCCCCAGAACCCAAGAUUUCUACGCCAUCACGCAAGAAGACCGAAUCAAAACCCGCGCCCAAGCCCAAGGAACCCUCGCGCCCCAAACUCGACACCCGUACCUCGUCCUCGCGCCCAAAGAUGGAGCGAACGUCCUCCUCCUCCUCCCUUGAAGACGACGAAUACAGCGACCUCCGCGCCGCCUGCCUGCGCGAAGCAUCCAACGUCACUGGUCUCAAAGGCAAGAACCUAGCGAUAUCGCUGCGCCAGCGAUCCUCGGGAGGCUGGUACGCAGCGCUGAAAGAUGUCGGUUCGGAUAAAUACCUGAAGAUGUGGAUGAAUCGCGAUAAGACGUUCGAGACGCAAGAUGAGGCUCUGGAGGCAUAUUUGGUGUUUGUUAAGAAGAUGAACACGGAUAUGAAGCUCUUUGGACCGAUGAGCCCUAAACUCGGAUCCGGAAAGAGCAAGGGCUUCUUCUAGAUGUGCGACGAGGAGAG